AAUGGAGAGUUUUGGUGUCGUUCAGACCGGUAAAACGGUCACCUUCGACUCAUUAGCGGACGAAGCCUUGAGGUCACGGGCCACGGAUUCGCUUUUUAUUCAAUUCGAGCGCCUUUUUGCUGAAGUGGCGACCAGAUGGAUCCAGUCCGGAAUCAACAGUGAGGCCAAAAUUGCGGCAUUCGGUCGCAUUCUUCCUCUCGCGCCUCACCUCGCCGAGCACGUGGAACGCUUCCUCGCCACAGUUUCGACCUCGCCCAUAUUGGGAUCUUCUUCUGCGAACGAUUCUGGAGAAUUUCCCCAAUUGCCAGAUGAUGAGCUUCUCGAGCUUUUGCUAGGUUCAUUCCGGCUUCUGAGUUUCCAAUGCAGAGACUUUGCGCGCCAUGUACAACCACUUCCACUGGAGAAGUUAUUUUCUCAUUCCAAUAGCUGUGUACGAUAUCUGGCCGUCCGCAUUUACUGUCUAUAUGUCCAUGCAGCGGACCACGCAACACAGAAAUUCCUUGAGCAAUAUGUCGGGUCAAAAGAAGUAGAAGGCAUGUGGGAAGGCAGCAAAAUUGACUUUAGAUUCUUGUCUUUGUGGGAAGAAAAGAGAUGGAAACAUGUCCAGGCUGAGUUGCGAGAAAGCCGAGCUCGAACGACUGAAUUAUCUCCAGCAUCUCUGCAGCAACGACUCUCGCCGUAUACUGUGAACAUUGCCAAUGUACUGCUACCGCGACUCGACGGCGCUCCGUCUCACGAGAAACCGUCCGAGCUCGUGUCCACGCCCACUACCGAGCUCAACUUAUCACAUAUUGCUUCCUCGCUGCUUGAUACCCGCCCACUUCUGUUGACUGGCCUCGCAGGGUCGGGAAAGACAUUAUUGACACGCUAUUUCGCAUGGCAACUGAAUAAGCUUGAUUCAAUGGUUACACUCCACCUCAACGAACAGAGCGAUGCAAAGCUCCUAGUCGGAAUGUACGCCACGGGCGCGAAACCAGGGACUUUCAGCUGGCGGCCGGGUGUCUUAACGACCGCUGUAAAGGAGGGGCGAUGGAUUUUCAUCGAAGAUCUUGACCGGGCCCCAAAUGAGGUUGUUAGCACGCUUCUUCCUCUAAUAGAAAGUGGCGAGCUUCUCAUCCCUAACAGAGGCGAGACUGUUAGAGCUGCAAGGGGCUUCAGGAUCAUUGCCACUAUGCGCAGCACUCUCAACCCUGCUGGACAGCAGAUAGUGCCCAGGCAAAACAUGAUUGGCCUUCGUUUCUGGAAUUCCAUCACAGUGCAAAUGCCGGACUUGAGCGAACUGGAGCAGAUCAUCUCUGCCAAAUAUCCUUCUCUCCAGAAGCAUCUUGGUGGAAUCAUGCGGACGUAUGCUCGACUUUUGGAGCUGUAUGCGGAUGCCAAAUUCUCAUCCGAGAACGGAACAUCGUUGCGAGCACUCACGCCACGGGAUUUGCUGAAAUGGUGCGACAGGAUAGCUGUACUUUUAGAACAGUCUUCUUCCUUUAGUUCAGCUCGAAUGGAUGACAUAUUCAUGGAAGCGUUCGAUUGCUUUGCCGGUAGCUUGCGAAGUGAACACUCGCGUGCCCAAACUAUGGCAUGUGUUGCCGAAGAAUUGCAUAUAGAUCCUCAGCGGCGCGACCACCUACUUCAAGGUCGAGAGGUGAAAUUGGAAGUGCCGGUGAAAAGCACCAGCUCCGGAACCAUUCGCAUAGGAAGAGCAAAACUCGCUAAGCAUAGAAUCUCGAAGCGCCAUACAUCUGGGAAGCCAUUCUCCACCAACGGCUAUACCUUACGGCUACUGGAGAAGGUUGCGGUGGCUGUUAAUCGACAAGAGCCUUUGCUCCUAGUCGGUGAAACAGGUACAGGAAAAACAACAUGUAUACAAUACCUAGCUGAGCAACUUGGUCGUAAGAUGGUCGCAUUCAAUCUGUCGCAACAGAGCGAGAGUGGUGAUCUAUUGGGCGGAUACAAGCCAGUCAAUGUGCGCAGUUUGGUUAUUCCGCUCAAAGAUGAGUUCGACGACCUAUUUGAUACAACUUUCUCGCGCAAGAAAAAUCAACGUUUCAUGGAGAUGCUUGGAAAGCGCGUUGCGAAAGGAGAAUGGAAACGCGUUUGCACGUUGUGGCGUGAAGCGCUGAAAAUGGUCGAUGCUGCACGCAAAGCUCACGAAUCUCAGACGUCAUCCCCGGAUCCUGAGGGUGGACAACCGAAAAAGAAGAGGAAGGUUGAUUCUCUACCGGCGAAUUUUCCUAAAGCUCGUUGGGAAAAGUUCGCUAUCGAUUUGCACGACCUUGAGGCUCAGCUAGCGAAUGGUUCAGAAGCAUUUGCAUUUUCGUUCCUCGAGGGUAACAUUGUCAAAGCGGUCCGUAAUGGUGACUGGGUUCUUCUCGAUGAGAUAAAUCUGGCAUCGUCAGAUACCCUCGAGGCUUUGGCAGAUCUUCUUGGUAGCGGACCAGACGGCACCCCCUCCAUUUUGCUCACAGAAACUGGAAAUGUGGAGAGAGUGGUGGCCCAUCCAGACUUCAGAGUCUUUGCUGCUAUGAAUCCCGCCACCGAUGUCGGAAAGAAAGACCUUCCGCCAGGUAUCAGAUCCCGGUUUACCGAGCUCUAUGUUGAAAGCCCAGACGGUGAUAGGAAGAGUCUACAAAACAUCGUUGAAAAGUAUCUGGGAGGGGAUCAACAUGAUCCAGCAAUCAUCAAGAUAGCCUCUGAAGUCACCAAACUUUACCUGAAGAUUCAAAAGCUCGCAAAAGCAAACAUGCUCGUUGAUGGCGCUGAUCAAAAGGCACACUUCAGUCUACGUACACUGACUCGUACGCUUACCUACGCAAGAGAGAUCGCGCCUUCGUGUUCCUUGAGACGUGCCUUAUUCGAGGGGUUUCAUAUGAGUUUCCUUACGUUCUUAGGUCGAGCGUCCGAGGACCUCGUGUCACCACUCAUCAAAGAAAUUCUGUUUCCUCAAAGGGCAAUCUUGAAAGCAGAAUUGGGGAAGCCUCUUCAACAACCGACCGAUGGUCGCAGCUACGUUCGCCAAGGACACUAUUGGCUUCGCCAGGGAGCGUCAGCAGCGGAAGACCAACCCCACUAUAUUAUCACUCCCUUCGUUCAGCGGAAUAUGAACAACCUCAUUCGAGCAGCAUCCACCCGAAGAUACCCUGUUCUCAUCCAAGGUCCAACUUCAUCUGGUAAAACAAGUAUGAUUGAAUAUCUUGCCAAGAAAUCCGGGAAUACGUUUGUACGUAUCAACAAUCAUGAGCACACCGAUCUUCAAGAAUAUCUGGGUUCCUACAUAUCAGACAACAACGGGAAACUUGUAUUUCAAGAAGGCAUACUCGUGCGUGCUCUUCGGGAAGGCCAUUGGAUUGUCCUGGACGAACUGAAUCUUGCGCCCACUGAUGUGCUCGAAGCGCUCAAUCGUCUACUAGACGACAACAGAGAACUGCUCAUUCCAGAAACGCAGGAAGUUGUACGCCCUCAUGAUGAUUUCAUGCUCUUUGCAACUCAAAACCCCGCUGGUCUAUAUGGAGGACGAAAAGUCCUCUCUCGAGCCUUUCGCAAUCGUUUCCUCGAGCUACAUUUCGAUGACAUUCCCGUGGAGGAGCUGACGGAAAUUCUACACCGACGCACGAUGAUUCCUGAAUCUUGGUGUAAACGUAUUGUCACUGUAUAUCAGGAGCUCUCGACCUUACGGCAGGAGAACCGACUGUUCGAGCAGAAGAGUUUCGCUACACUACGUGAUCUCUUCAGAUGGGCACAAAGAAAAGCUGACACUAUACAAGAGCUGGCGAACAAUGGUUAUAUGUUGCUGGCCGAACGCGUGCGAAAGGAAGAGGAGCGAGUGGCUGUUAAGAAAAUCAUCGAGGACGUCAUGAGCAAAAAGGGACCCCGUGUGUCCGUCGAUGAGGAGUCCAUGUAUAGCGACGCAGUCUCACCAGAAAUCAAGCUUUGCAAAGAGAAGACUGGAGAUAAUGCUAGCGUUGUCUGGACGCGAGCAAUGCGCAGAUUGUUCGUUCUCGUCUCCCAUGCCAUACGCAAUAACGAGCCAGUUCUUUUGGUCGGAGAAACUGGGUGUGGCAAAACCACUGUUUGUCAGAUGCUUGCAGAUGCUUUCGAGAAGCAACUCCACAUUCUUAAUGCACACCAAAAUACCGAGACUGGCGACCUGAUUGGCGCGCAAAGGCCAAUCAGAAACCGUGCCGCGAUCGAAGACCUCCUUCUCCAGCAGGUGAUGUCUGUUCUCCAAGAUUUACCAGAAGAACAUAACAUCCUCCCCGAUAACGCCAAUAUCUCGGCUCUAGAGCUACCAGCAAUGCUUCAAAUAUACGAUAAUCUUGAUGCCACAACCCUAGACUUGAUACCCCUUGAACACCGCAAUGAGAUCUACACGAAUAGAGUCAAAGCUGGAGCUUUGUUUGAAUGGGCGGACGGUAGUUUGGUACACGCCAUGAAAACGGGACAGUUUUUCCUCCUCGAUGAAAUAUCUCUUGCAGAUGACUCAGUCCUUGAGCGGUUGAACAGCGUUCUGGAAUCCUCGCGGACGUUACUCUUGGCAGAGAAAGGACCUGUCGAUUCCCUUGUUACUGCAAGCGAAGGAUUCCAAUUCCUAGCCACUAUGAAUCCAGGAGGCGAUUAUGGCAAGAAGGAGCUCUCACCUGCACUUCGCAAUCGUUUCACCGAAAUAUGGGUGCCAGCUCUGUCAGAUCUGGAUGAUGUAUUGCAGAUUGUUCGUUCGAAGCUCCAACCCAGUGUCGUCCAACACGCCGAUACUAUCGUCUCGUUCUCCCAAUGGUUCAACGAAAAGUACAACACGUCGGUUGCAUCCUCUAUUUCCAUUCGAGAUACCCUCUCUUGGGUGACAUUCGUCAACGGGUCAACCAACAAUGACUUGGUAUUUGGGGUGGUACACGGUGCAGCAAUGGUGUUCAUCGAUACUCUGGGAGCAAAUCCAGCAGGACUUCUUGCCAUCUCUUCUGCUUCCAUCAAUGAAGAGCGGAAGGCUUGUCUGCAACGCUUGAGCACAUUACUUGGAGCAGACGUCAGCCCUCUAUACUUCGGAACCAUCGAAAUUCAGUCUACACCUCAAGAUCUUCAGUUGGGCGCAUUCGCAAUUCCCAAGUUCGCGGAAACUACUCAAGCCGACGUGAGCUUCGCACUGGAAGCACCCACUACCCUCUCUAAUGCUAUGCGCGUGGUGCGUGCGCUUCAACUAUCAAAGCCUAUUCUUCUUGAGGGUAAUCCGGGUGUCGGCAAGACUACGCUCAUCACUGCGCUUGCUAAAGCGAUAGGCAAGCCUCUCACUCGCCUCAAUCUGUCUGAACAAACCGACCUGAUGGAUUUGUUUGGGUCCGAUGUGCCAGUUGAGGGUGGACAGGCCGGAACCUUCGCGUGGCGCGAUGCUCCUUUCUUGAAAGCGAUGAAGAACGGCGAUUGGGUCCUUUUGGACGAAAUGAAUUUGGCCUCACAAUCAGUACUGGAAGGUUUGAACGCUGUACUUGAUCAUCGCGGUGAAGUGUACAUUUCCGAGCUGGACCAGACUUUUCACAAACACCCCGACUUCCGUGUAUUCGCUGCCCAAAACCCGCAUCAUCAAGGUGGUGGACGAAAGGGUCUACCUGCUUCUUUCGUCAAUCGAUUUACUGUCGUUUAUGCUGACAUAUUCCGUCCUGAGGAUCUGUUACUCAUCUGUCGCAAGGUCUUCCCUGGUAUCCCGGAUGAUGAAGUGAAGAGGCUGAUCAGCUUCGUCGCGGAGCUCGAUGACCAAGUCGUCAAUCAACGAGCGUUUGGCAGUCUUGGGGCCCCUUGGGAAUUCAAUCUGCGUGAUACGCUUCGAUGGCUCCAGCUCCUUGCGUCGAAGACGAAUGUUGGCUUGGCAAGAGAUUUCUUGGACCCUAUCUUCGCACAGCGCUUUCGCUCUGAAUCCGAUCGGGCCAAACUAUUGAGUCUGUUCGAACAAGUAUACGGGACACAUCAACCUCGUAUCACUCUGCACCAUGACAUGAGUACCGAGAAAGUUCAAGUCGGUCUCGGUUCACUUUUAAGGAAUACAUAUGUCGCUAGCGCAGAGAUGGUCCCGUGCUUCCGUGUUUCUCAGCUCGCCCCUUUGGAGGCUCUGAUGGUUAGCGUACGUCAGAGUUGGCCAGUUAUACUUGUCGGUUCUCCUGGCUCUGGAAAGACUUCAAUAUUGAGCCAAUUGGCAUCUGCGGUUGGUGCAAGUUUGAUUACUUUCUCGAUGAACCCCGACAUAGAUGCGAUGGAUCUGGUCGGUGGGUACGAACAGACCGAUCCAGCGCGGCAACUUCACAGAUUCCUCGAUAGUCUGGAAGAUUUUGUACGGCAAAAACUCGCAUCUUCCGCGAAUCAGAAUCCCGCAGUGCUUAGUAUACUCCAAUUUCUCAACAUACGACCGCAACUCUCCGUGUCCGAUCUUGUUCCACUUCUUGAGCAGGCAUCCACGACAGAUAAAGAUUUUGUUACCAUUCUCCAAGAGCUUCAAAACCAUCUACAGUACCCUCCCGAUAUAGACGGCGCAAGAUUCCAAUGGGUUGAUGGUAUCCUCAUCCAAGCCCUUGAACAAGGGAAAUGGCUCGUCCUCGAUAAUGCGAAUCUUUGUAGCAGCGCUGUCCUUGAUCGACUGAACUCCCUUCUGGAACCGAAUGGCUACCUGAGCAUCAAUGAACACUCCACAGCGGACGGUGAAGCAAGAAUUGUGAAGCCCCAUCCUGACUUCAGAAUAUUCAUGACAAUGGACUCAAAAUAUGGAGAACUUUCAAGAGCUAUGCGAAACAGGGCCGUGGAGAUCUACCUUCUUCCCCACGAAAUUGGAACAUUGGACACGCAAAUCAGUGCACCAGCAUACCCGCUGGAAUCUAGCAUAUAUCGACUUCGCCAUUUGUGUGGAUCUGGCGCAACUGCCGCAAACGAGUACAUCGAGCAGCUUGACAAUCUCUCGCUGGCUGAUGAAAACCAUUUGAGGAGUUUCAAGCAACAAGCAGCGAUUGGACUAUGGACCCCUGUGUCAAGAGACAAUUCGACUCAAGAGUUGACCCAGACUCUGAGUGAUUUGGAUAAACUUCAGGAAUACAUAGACUUCCUUCUCGACGAAUGGAUCUACGUAAACAAAUCUCUCCGUCAACAGCUCGCGACUGAGAAUUCCGACCUAGCUCUCCAAACCUACCACCCCUUGAACAAUGAGCUCUAUCUUCGUCGAAGCGGGUCUCAGCAGAAUCUAGCAGUGCUGUAUACCUUUUUGUACGACUUACAACUUGAGCUGUUCAAGAUGACCCUGUCCUUCCAGCAAUUGCCUUCUUCUCGACUUGAACGAUGGAAAGAGAAGCAGAAAAUCCGCCCUUUCUUGGAAAGUUUCUUGAACAUCAUGAAGGGAUUGGUAGGUGAGGUCCUCAGAAACGUUAUCAGUAGCCCAAUCAUUCUCGAAAACGUUCCAGCUACUAAGGGACUUCGUCAACUAUUCUGGUCUUUCCUUGACCUAGGGAUUAAGCCAGGUUUUGAUCGCGCAACCUUUCAAACAUUUCUAAAAAUGCUGAAAGGUGAACUCUCGACUCUAUCGAAACAUCCAUCGGCCUUUCUGCAAAGCUCUUCGACUGCAAUAUCGGGAACGAUUGCUUCUUUUGGCUCACUCGUUCAGCUGACUAGUGGAUUGGGCAUGGAAAGAAUCUGGCGCUACUACAAGCCGAUCACCCCAAAAACAUUGCAACAGCUCUCUGGUAUUCUUGAACUGGAGAAUCUUGCAGACAGGCUAGACAAUGUUAUGUGGGGAUCUAGCUUGAAGCUGCCCGAGAUGAUUCAAAUCCGAGAGAGACUGAACAGUUCGUUGGAGCUGGUAAGGGUACAAGAUGUCGACGCCAACGAAUUAAUCAAGAACCUCGAGAUUGCUGUUCACGAGCUUGAACAGGGUUCAAGUGAAGAAGAUAUCACAGUCACGCCCUACUUUGAGCAUGUGUUUGAGGGCUUGUGUCAGUUUCUUGACGUGGCUGAAGAUAUGACACACUCUAUUCAUUCCAGGCACGUGUCGAACGAGUUAGCUAUAGCCAGGGCCAAAACUUCACUACUUGCUCGUCGAUCAACAAAGGCUAGAGCCGUGGAAGAUAGAGAUCAUCAGCCGUCGCAGUUCCUCCGCCUUCAACGCCAUCUAGGUGUACAUAACUCCGCUAGCCGCGAAAUGAUACUGCAGGGCCGAUUUCAUAUAGCUACACUCUCUAAGCUAUUUGGUGCAGAUGAAGUCCAGCUUUUGCAGCUUGAUCGUUUCGAGGAAGAGAUGAUUGUUCUCGCACAACAGCUUGCUUUGGACUCUACGAUGAUCACCCGUAGUCAGACGAAUGCGCUCUCUACGUUGUAUGCUCAUCUACUCGAUGGGUUAACCGCAUCCCACCGUGUUGACGUAAUCUCGAAUGUCGCUCCUGACGCACUUCAUUUGCAUGCGGAAGCAGACAUACCGUCAUCGUACGAACAGGCUCUUUUGCCAUUGAAAGAGUGCUACAUGUAUGCGACUUCUCCGCAGAAAGUUAACGCGCAAGCUUGGGUGACUCUGGGUUUGACUGGACUGGCGCUCUAUGUACCGAACUACCCGCACGACCCUGCCCUCAAGCCAAUGAUGGAACGAAAACUCUUCAACGAAGAGAAGCAGAAAUUAAUAUCUCAGCUCAACUCAUUACGGCACUUCCAACGUAAUCUCACAGGACAAGACACCAGCUUCCGUAUCCGAGAGAUUGAGAGGGUCAUACAGCAAAUGGGCGAAGAACCUCCAGUUCCCGCGAUCAUUCGGCCAGAGACAUCAGAACUCGAUGCCCUACAGGGCGAAUUUUCAAACCUUCUUUCAGUCAUCAAGCCAAUAGCAUCCGGGACUCUAAGUAUUCAAGAGGCAUCGAACGAUGAAACACUUCGCCAAAAUAUUUCUCAUAUCAUUCGCAGACUUGAAGACGGUUACCGCAGCUACGACGAUAUAACUGUGCCUGCAGUAGGAUUUUUAGUUUGCCUGAAUAUUGGCUUGACCCUUGGCUCAACGGAGCAACAUUCGGAAACGGACAAAUCCCGGUCUCUUACAUACAUAUCGAACCACACCCCGUUUUUUGGUCUUCACACGCGAUACUCGAGGAUUGAUUCAGAGGUACUUUUACGAUUCUGUGAGGAGCAGCUUGGUCAAAAGCACGCCGUGGAUCUUCGAUGGCAUGCGCUCUACUCCCUCGUGGCCAUUAGUACCAUUGAUUCAGAGUAUCUGAAGAGGGACAGAACACGACAACUAUUACACAAUCUGUUCUUAUCGUUUUAUGAUGACUGGAAAACGAAGCUCCUACAGGACCAGCAAGAGGAAGCUAAGAACACCAGCUUGUACACAUACAAGGGCGAGGACGAAGACAACGAUGAAGAGGACCCCAGCCUCUUCCCAGACUAUGAGAAGGAGGAAGAGGACCAACCGCAGACGACCCCCUCGACUUCACGCGAGCACGCAGUUCGCUUAGCGAAUACACACGCCGCAAUAUUCAUCGGUGGUAGCAACUCUUCAGACUCUAUCAAGGAGAUGGUGGGAUGGUGUGCCUCCGAAAUGAAUCGAGUAGCCGAAGGUGAAGCACACAACUCUCAUUACGAAAAUUCUUUGCCCGCCAUCUACCUCGCUCUCGGAAAGAAAGCAGAUGCUCUGGCGUCUUCGGGAACCGGCAAAGGCUAUAAUUUUUACUUCGAUGCCAAUCUCCCAGAAGCCAAACGCUACAUUACUCUGAUUCACCGUAUUCAAAUUCGUUAUAGACAAAUCAAGGCAGUUUGGCCUGAGCACGCGACUCUAUGGGACGUGCUGCGCACUUGCGACGAGGCAUUAGAAUUUCGGCACGUUGACCCCGUCGCUAAGUUCAUCACCAAGGCGGAAAAACUGUACGGCUACAUGUAUGAGUGGCAGCGUGUCGCGAGUCGUGAAUUCAGUACCGCUCCUCUGUUCGACGAUUUGACUAAAUUGCUUGUCAGCUGGCGACAAUUAGAGCUUACUACAUGGGCUCGUCUUUUCGAAAUCGAGGUUGAGAAGUGCCGUGACACUGCGAAAAGCUGGUUCUUCGUCGCUUACGAGACUAUCGUUGCUGCAGCCGAAUCAAUCGACAACAUUGUGGAUAUGAGAACGCAUGCCAAAGACUUGCUGAGGACCAUGGAGGGAUUUUUCUUGAGCACCACUCUCGGUCAAUACGAACAGCGAAUCGCUCUCCUUCGUCAGCUCGAGGCCCAUAUUUCUAUGCGACUGGCUGACAAUGGCUUGCUCGAGCCUAUACAUACUGCCCUCGAGAACUUCAUCAAGUAUUUCUCGCGCCUGCAACGACCCGUCGAGGAUGCACUUGCCAAGGGCCGGCAAAAACUCGAGAAGAAUACCAAUGACAUUAUCAGAUUAGCGAGCUGGAAAGACACGAACAUCGAAGCUCUGAAGCAAAGCGCAAAAACCUCGCACCGUAAGUUGUCGAAGCUGGUGCGAAAGUUCAGAGCUGUACUCAAUCAACCCGUGUCGAGUAUCGCCAAGUCAGGAUUUUCGGAGGAGGGAAUUGCCUUUUCAGAACCUCUCAUGGGAGAAACCUCAUCCGCAGUGAACCCAGAAGCGCUUGAAAUAUGCGCUUCGACUAUACCAGCGUGGUCGGACCGACCAUCUCGCUUCAAGAAUCUUGCCGUUACAAUAUCUAUGAUGCGUAAGCUCUCUUCCCCAAGUAGUGAAGCCCACGAUAGUGCUUCCUACAUCGAUAGCUUCAUCACAGAGCUCGAAACUUCUAUCGUGCAACUUCAGAAGGCUACGCCCAACUUACUCACCGAUGAUAAUAAGGCGGAGGUCCAGCACUUGAAAACACAAAAGCGCAAACUCUACGCGGACACUAUGAAAGAGUUGCGACAAAUGGGCAUAAAGUCGAAUCUGAGCAGCGAUGUCCUGGCUAGACAAGAUGAGUUGUCUACAGUGCUUGCUAGCUUGCCCAUUGUCAGUGCUGACACCGAGCUGCUUGAUGUCGGGCAAGGAGCUGAGCUUCUGAUGCAUAAGUCAUUAAACAUCAUGUCUCAAGUACGAGAUCUCGCCAAAGAACAUUCUGGUGACUUGACGAACAACGAUGUGAUCAGGAGCAUUGGGUUCAUCGAAGGACUGCUAAACGCAACUAUCAAACAAAGAGGCAUGUUGAGCAACGCGGUGCUUUCGCUCAACGAAAUGCAAAAACCAGCUUCAUCGUUCGCAGCAUUGUGCUCAGUUCCUGAUCAGGAAGUUGGGCGAGUAGCUGAGUUGCAAGCGGAAAGAACGACUUCGUUGCGACCGAAGUUGUCAUGGCUUCGCGCUAUUCUCGACAUUGGCUCGGACAUUGUUGCAGUGCAAGCUAAGUUGGGCAAGACCAAAGAGUUCAGCGGUCUAAUCCAAGGCAUGCGUGACUGGAGUGGACGCAUGCAAGCUCUGCUCAACGAUUUCGAAAGCCUGCCCACACUUCCGAGAAACGUUUGGUCCGAGGUCCAGAGAAGUCUCGAUCAAUCAGUCAAAGAUCAAAUGGUUGAAUUCCGCAGAACAUUCAAUUUCUGGAUGGACCAGUAUCCGAUACCACUUACCAUACUCAAUCAUAUUCGACCUUCGCUAUUCGACUAUUCGGAAGUGCGCAUUACAGAGCUGUCGCGGGAAGCUUAUCUUACCAUGGAAGAGCACUCCAGAGAAAUUUUCACAGCACUUGACAUGAUAUUGGGCUCAAUGCAAGAUGUGGAAACUGCCCUCAAAGAUUUACCUACCUCGACUGACGAUGCUACUUGGCUCGUCAAAGAGGAACAGGCCCUAUCCGCCGCGAUCUCAUCCCUCCAUGCAUCCCAGGUCAGCAACGCAAUCAGCACUAUUCUGGACAAAAUGCACAAUCUCAGCGACGACAAAGAUCUCCGCGCCAUAACCGCCCUUUUCGUAGCUGUGCAACCAGUGUUCAAUCAGUACAUAUCGUCUCACAAAUUCCUGAUUGAACGACUCGAUAUGCUGCAUUGCUCGACUACAAAACUUCUGCAUCGACUAAGCAAGUCUUUCAUUCAAGUAGGCACGCAGGGUUUCUGCCAGCCAUCAGACAAGUCGGCCGACGAUCAAAAAGGCAAAGACGACAAACUCGAAGGCGGUACCGGACUGGGUGAGGGCGAGGGUGCUGAAGACAUUUCGAAGGACAUCGAAGAUGACGAGGAUCUUGAUGAGCUCGCACAGGAGCAGCAAGGCGAGCGCGAAGGCAGCAUCGAAGAUCAAGAAGACGCCGUCGAUAUGGGCGACAAGGAAAUGGAAGGCGAGAUGGGUGAGACGGCUGAGAAAGAGGAAGAAGGCAGCGAUGACGGAGAUGAAGGUGAUGACGCCCAAAGUGAGGUGGGUAGUGUGGAUGAUCUCGGCCCAAGCGCCGUCGAUGAAAAAAUGUGGGACGAAGGAGGAAAAGAAGAUGACUCGAAGGAUCGUGAAGGGAAGGACGAUGUCGGUACUGAGAACCAAGACGAACAAGUGGCCUCCGAAGAACAAAAGGAAAAGAGCGGUGAGAACGGUGAGAAAGAGGACAAGGAUAACGAGGCAGAAGAAGAAGAUAUGGAAAUGGAGGGUGAAGAUCAGGAAGAAAAUGUCGGUGCCGGUGAAAUGGAGCAAAUGGACCCACACGCCAAAGAGGAGGAGGUACUUGACCUCCCCGAGGAUCUCAAUAUGGAGGGAGAAGAAGGUGAUGACAAAGACGACGAUUUGGGUGACAUGGAAAUGGGCGAAGAUCUCCCUGAAGAUGAACAGGAGGCCGAUGCAGGCGCUGAGCCCGAUACACUCGACGAUGAGAUUGGAUCCGAGAAAGAAGGGGAAGAUGAGAAAGAUACUACUGGCCACGUUGAGGAUGAAGAAAAUCAAGAGAUGGAACCAGAAGUUGAAGAAGAUGAGGGUCCUAUUGACGAGGAUGCAGUGCCCCUUCCCGACCAAAACAACCCAGAGGACGAAGCCCGUGAUACCAAAGAUGAUGCGCCUGAUCCGAACGCCGAGGCUGGUGCGGGUGCCGAAGCAAAUGAAGAGGCGCAUAAAAACCAGAAAGAGCAAGCGUCCGCCAGCGCCGCGAACCGUGAAGAUGGCAACGAAGGUGAUUCAUCUGAAAAACAGCAGGAAAGCACAGCGGAAGACGGUACUCUCGAUCGAACUGCACAGCCAGAUGCUGGUGGUCACGGCGAACAGCCUGAAGAAUCGCCCGAGACGCAAUCGUUCAAAAAGUUGGGUGAUGUACUAGAACAGUGGUACAACCAGCAGAAACAAAUUUCGGAGGCGCGAGAGAAAGAUGAAACUCAGGUUCAGCAAGUAGACAAGGAAGUGGAUAUGGCAAAGGCGGACUUUGAGCAUCUCGCGGACGAAGAAACCCAAGCUGAUACUCAAGCACUGGGGACAGCCACUGAAGAACAGGCUACCGCGCUGGAUCAUGACAUGGCGAUGGCCGUUGAUGAAGAAGAGACGGCACCCAUGAGGCCAGAAGACAAGGAGGACCAGCCAGAGAGCGGGGACCAACAAGACGUUGAAAUGGAAGAUGUCGCAGCACCGCCAGAAGAUCAAGAACCGCCGCCACAGUCUACAACUGAAGGCCAACCUCAAACAUUCAUUGGCGAACAAAACAGGAACGCACGCGAUGAAGACGAUGAAAUGGAAGAAGCGGUACCUGAAUCCGACGACAUCUCCGAGACCUCUUCUAUCGCUGAGGUCGACAAUCAGCUUGAACUGACCCAUCUCGAUGUUUCGGAAGCCCCGACUCCAGAGCAGGCCCGCGCAACCUGGCAAUCUCAUGAAGCAAGCACACACUCCCUCUCCCUCCAACUCACCGAAUCUCUCCGCCUCAUUCUCGCGCCCACACUUGCGACCAAGCUCCGCGGCGAUUUCCGCACAGGAAAGCGCCUCAAUCUCAAACGCAUCAUCCCAUACAUCGCGUCCGGCUACAAGCGCGACAAGAUCUGGCUCCGUCGAAGCAUGCCAAGCAAACGCAGCUACCAGGUUCUCAUCGCUCUCGACGACUCACGCAGUAUGCGCGACGGGGGCGCCGUCGAAAUGGGUCUCAAAACGCUCACGCUCGUCACGCGGUCUCUUGCUAUGCUCGAGGUAGGAGAAGUCAGCGUCGUUGGGUUCGGUGACGGUGUAAACGUCGCCCACGACUUCGACAAACCCUUCACAAGCGAGGCCGGCGUCAACGUGUUCUCGCAAUUCGGCUUCGCGGCAAAGAAAACCGACGUGCGUGGGUUGGUUGAACGUAGUUUGAAUCUCUUCAGCGAGGCACGGUCUAGAGGUAAUAGCGGCACUGACGACCUGUGGCAACUGAUGCUCGUGGUCAGUGAUGGUAUCUGCGACUCACAUGGCGAGAUCCAACGGCUGGUACGGAAGGCACAGGAAGAGCGCGUCAUGAUUGUGUUCGUUAUCAUCGAUUCUUCUGCCUCCAGUCCUCCUCCCGCUCCACAACAGGAAGCGCCCCAAGAUUCAGCGGUGCCGAAAGAUAAAGACAAAACGUCGAUAAUGGAUCUUACGUCUGUUGAUAUCUCGCCUGAGGGCAAGAUCGUGAAGUGGAAGUAUAUGGAGAGGUUCCCAUUCAGGUAUUAUUUGGUUGUGAGGGAUGUACGCGAGCUGCCUGGAGUGUUAUCGGCGGCUCUGAGGCAGUGGUUUGGGGAAGUUGCGGGAAGUGCGUGA
Periconia digitata is the source of this 14626-nucleotide messenger RNA. The record is from the annotation of a GenBank genome assembly. NCBI's taxonomy places the organism in Eukaryota, Fungi, Ascomycota, Dothideomycetes, Pleosporales, Periconiaceae.